GUCCCAGAGCAUUUGUUCUCACUCAUACCACAGCUCGAAAAAUCACAGGAGAGCUCGCAGCUACAAUGGCUACCGGCUGUCCUCGAGGCUGCGGUGGAAGUGGUGGUGCAGAAGGUUCUGCAGAUAAAGCAGCUGACCCCAGCUGGGGUUGUGCAGCUUUGUGUCGAUUUGGACUACCUGCGCAAGGUGCCAGAGGCCCUCGGAAACAGCGGCGAAACUUCCGCGGAGAAGUCCACGGGCGCCGCGGCGCGGCUCAGGGAGCUCCUUGAGACACUGGAAUUCCUCGGCGCGCAGCUGCAGCGCAAGAGGGAGUCGGCAGCUCAGGGUGCC
Symbiodinium necroappetens is the source of this 330-nucleotide messenger RNA. Lineage: Eukaryota; Dinophyceae; Suessiales; Symbiodiniaceae. The record is from the annotation of a GenBank genome assembly.